Messenger RNA from Saprolegnia parasitica CBS 223.65, 1343 nucleotides. RefSeq lists its product as hypothetical. Bases 48 to 1310 code for a protein of 420 amino acids. The record is from RefSeq and is a predicted model, not a curated record. Gene Ontology annotation, molecular function: protein dimerization activity; DNA-binding transcription factor activity, RNA polymerase II-specific; RNA polymerase II cis-regulatory region sequence-specific DNA binding. The transcript has a single exon. NCBI's taxonomy places the organism in Eukaryota, Oomycota, Saprolegniomycetes, Saprolegniales, Saprolegniaceae. Gene Ontology annotation, cellular component: RNA polymerase II transcription regulator complex. Gene Ontology annotation, biological process: regulation of transcription by RNA polymerase II.
UGACGUGAAAUUGAGGGUGGCCGCGCCGACGCUCCGAUAUUGCCGCCAUGGACACGCCACCUCCUCCGUCCAAGCGGGCGCGUGGAGCGUCGCAUGGAACUGCUUCCGCAUCAGCCGCUGGCAAGGCCAAGGCUGCAUCGGCGCUGAGCACACCCGCGGCGACGCCCAAGACCGAGGCGAGAACGCCAAAGCAUAGCACGCAGGCCAACACGACGUUGAAUACGAGCAGCGCGCCCAUGUACAUGGGCCUCCCGAUGGGCAUGUCGUACAUGCCGCUCAACCCGAUGAACUCGUACUUGAAGCGCAACAUGCCACAACCGCUCUCGAUGGACCCGGCGCUGCUGCCCAAGACCAAGUCAGAGCCAGGAAGCGCGUCGAGCAGCAGCAGAAACCUGAGCUCGCCUGGCACGCGCUACGACAGCUCGCUCGGCCUGCUCACCAAGAAGUUCGUGUCUCUCAUCCAGUCGGCGACCGACGGCAACCUCGACUUGAACCAGGCCGCGCUGUCGCUGGGCGUGCAAAAGCGGCGAAUCUACGACAUUACAAAUGUGCUAGAAGGCAUCGGGCUUAUCGAGAAGACGAGCAAAAACAACAUUCACUGGAAAGGCGGAGCGGGCGUGCGCCAGGCGCGGGCGUCGGUGCAGGGCGCCGGCUUCACCGACGGCGACGACGACGACGACAGCAACAGCAGCAGUACGGCGAUCUUUGCGUCCUCGGCCACGCUGACGAGCGACGUUGAAAAGAUGAAGGACGACGUGUCCAAGCUUGUUGAAGAAGAGAAGCUCAUUGAGCAUUUCAUUCGGCACAUGACGCUGAGCGUCAAGCAGCUCCAUGACGAGCAGCAGUGCGACGGCAGUCGGUCGCCGUCCGCCUCGUCGUUGUCCGACGCAGCGCGCUGCUUCAUUUCGCAUCAGGACAUUCGAUCGCUCGAGUCGCUCGCGGACCAGAGCAUCAUGGCCAUCAAAGCGCCGCCAGGCACAACGCUCGAGGUGCCGGACCCGGACGAGGGCAUGCCGCCGGGCACGCGGAGGUUUCAGAUCUUCCUCAAGGCCAACGAAGGGCCCGUCGACGUCUAUUUAGUAAGCCAGGCCCAGUCCGAGACGAUCGUCAAGGAGGAGCCGCCGCUCGACGCGCACGAAGACGCUGGGCUCUUCAAGCUCGCGCCGCUCAAGGCCGACCCCGACUUUUGCUUCAACCUCGACGAGACUGAAGGGAUCUCGGACUUUUUCGGUGCCUACCACGAAUCGAGUCACAUUGGCAUGCUGGACGACGACGACGUCGGCCACGUGGACGACGACGACACACAUUAAUAAUUAUGCACACGAGGCUGCCACGUCAUGCUC